CUUCAACUUUUUUUUUCACAACUACUCUAUAAUGGCUCGUACUAAGCAAACUGCUCGCAAAUCCACUGGUGGUAAGGCCCCCCGUAAGCAAUUGGCUACCAAGGCUGCUCGUAAGUCCGCCCCCUCUACUGGUGGUGUCAAGAAGCCCCAUCGUUACAGACCCGGUACCGUCGCUCUUCGUGAAAUCCGUCGUUACCAAAAGUCCACCGAAUUGCUUAUCCGCAAGCUUCCUUUCCAACGUCUUGUUCGUGAAAUCGCUCAGGACUUCAAGACUGACUUGCGUUUCCAAUCUUCUGCCAUUGGUGCUCUCCAGGAAGCCUCCGAAGCUUACCUUGUCUCUCUCUUUGAAGACACCAACUUGGCUGCUAUCCACGCCAAGCGCGUUACCAUCCAGCCCAAGGAUAUCCAGUUGGCCCGCCGUCUCCGUGGCGAACGCUCUUAAAGGAAUUGUUUGGCACGUCACCGUGACAUUUUAAAAAAAAAAAAUGUUCACAACAAAGGAUUCUCCUAUUUGUACAGUUUUUCACCUAUUUGACACGCUCUUCAUUCCCUUUUUUAAAAACAAGGUCUUCUGUUGUAUGUAAUGUCUUCCUUUUUUUUCCCUUCCGCCUCCUUUUUUUUCGCACAAUUUCCCUUAAUCGUCGCAUAUUUCUCUUCAUUAAAGAAAUCUGAAAUUUUUUUUUCUCAUCGAAAACUGUGUGUUAUGUCCAAAUUUUCGUUAUUGAUUUUUUAAGUGAUCAAAAAUUUUGCAGCAAGUUACUGCACUGAUCAAGCUUUGUUAAAUAACUUGUCAUUAUUAUCAAGAAAGUCAAAGAUAGGA
Molecule: messenger RNA, 820 nt
Organism: Radiomyces spectabilis
Lineage: Eukaryota; Fungi; Mucoromycota; Mucoromycetes; Mucorales; Radiomycetaceae
Product: histone H3
Exons: 1
Coding region: 32-442 (136 amino acids)
Cellular component (GO): nucleosome
Molecular function (GO): DNA binding; structural constituent of chromatin; protein heterodimerization activity
Source: RefSeq, a predicted model, not a curated record